AUGUCUUUGAACAACAACGCUGCAGCCGGAAACUUAUUCGACGAGAUAUUUUUAAAGCUUCAUCCUCGAUACAGCGUCGAAGUGUGCAUUCAAGUUGCUCUUAAGUGCCAAGUGCUUCGGGCUACAAACGACGGUAUUCUCAGAGCGAACACUCAGGAUUACUGCAGGGCCGCGGAGCCUGGAUACAUCGCCGAUCUUCAGGAUCUCCUUGAUUAUGUCAGAAUCAACAUCAACUAA
Molecule: messenger RNA, 237 nt
Organism: Caenorhabditis briggsae
Lineage: Eukaryota; Metazoa; Nematoda; Chromadorea; Rhabditida; Rhabditidae
Exons: 3
Coding region: 1-237 (78 amino acids)
Source: RefSeq, a predicted model, not a curated record